This is a messenger RNA of Hymenoscyphus albidus, 653 nucleotides long. NCBI's taxonomy places the organism in Eukaryota, Fungi, Ascomycota, Leotiomycetes, Helotiales, Helotiaceae. The record is from the annotation of a GenBank genome assembly.
AUGAGCGCGCCACCUCUGUCCCAGGCUGGGCCUAUCCCAGAAGGACACAGUUUCUACGUGAGUUAAGACCACUAAGGCUGGGAAAAUAAAUUCUGAUAAAAAAGAAUCCUACUGAGUCGAUCUCUCGGGCUACAUCGGUCACCAACAAAGAGUUAGUCAUCUUUGCUAAAAUCGGCUUUCUAUAGUUGUCAUACUAACUAUGUACAGGUGUACACAGGGUCCUGAGGAAUCCGUACCAGUCGAAAUCCCCAUCGAUCUAGUAAGCUAUGCAAAGUACCUUAGCGAAGAUGCUCGAGUUACCCAGCUUCGUGGUAAGUUUUCCGGAUAUUCUACUCUGAAUAUCAUUGACCCUAGAGAACUCGAUCAAAUGUUUAGAAAAAUGGCAGGAGAGACUCUUAGCCAUGCUUGUAUUCCUACGGAAAUGGUCAAGUUUCUGGCUAGCAUUACACGAGGGUUGAUUCGUAAGUUUUAAGUGUAUCUCAAGCCAGUUCUUCAUCUGACUAUCUACCUUAGAACUUGUUGUAGAACUACAAGCAAAGGUUGGCCAUUUCGAAAUGAGCCACCCACAAGGGAAUCAAGACACCUUCCAAUCCGUGAAUUUUAUGCGUAGUAAGUUUUAUAACUUGUUCCCAUUUUUCCCUCUAGCUAAUUAG